AUGGAAUUUGAUGAUGAUGAGGAUGAUGACAUGUUAGAAGUAGUGACCACAACACGGUCAGCAAAACAUACCCCACCGUCCCUCCGCCUGGACAGUUCGGACAGCUCGCCCAUAGAUGUGGUGUCCACUACAGAUGGGGAGGACAGUAAUGCCAAUCAUGUGACUGUCCAGCCUGUGUCCACUUCCAACUGGCUGGAACAGCUGGCCGAGAUAGCCACAGGACCAAAGAGUCCUUUAAUACAGAAACAGUCCACUGCUGAGAGAAGUCCCACCAAAAGCUUCCUGGAGUGUUCUCUCCAUUCGUAUGCUCGUCCGCCACGCACACGCUCUCCUUCUCCAGUGCGUGGGAACAUGAGAAGUUUGUCUUCCUCUGCCUCAGAAAGUCAUUUCAAAUAUAACUGUGAUGAAAGUGAAUCUCGUGUGAGUUCGUCGUCGCCAUUUCCCUCAUCCCCAUUAGAUGACAGUUAUGGCAGCUCAGGCAGCUGGUCGCAUUCCUGGCCCUCUGCAGUGUGGCAGUGCUUUAUACAAGGAACAAGAAUACGUUUCACAACGGGCAACAAAACAGAAUGGCAGCUAGCGGAGGACCUGGCAAAUACUUCAUAUCUCACAGCUCAAGCUUCUCAAGACAAUCUUCCAAAAGACAGCAACUAUGCUCCCAAUGGGCUGACACUUCUCCAUAUAGAAGAGUGCAAAGCCACAGAGCAGCGACCAGUGCCAUUUCUUCGCCUCAGGUUCUCCUCGGACAUUCCCACACAGUCAGAAAUCAUUGCUGAGUGUGCCUUGGAUCAUCCCUUCUUUGUCAGGGAGAAAGGUUGGUCCAGUUUUCAUCCCAGUAUGACAGUGGAGCACUAUGGUAUCCCUUGCAGUGAGCUGGAGGUGGGAGAUAUCACACUGCCUCCGUCACACCCAGAGGCCACCUUUACUGUGGAUGUCUUUGAGAGCUUCAAAAGUUAUGACUUCACUCCUAUGGAUUCUUCUGCAGUGUUUACUCUAAGUACAAUGGCCAAGAAAAGUAAAGAAAGCGACAGCUGGAGUCCCAAGUCCAGUCCCACCACUUCCCCCAACCGGAAGCGCCUCUCCAAGCCAGAGUCCCCCAGCAAGGCAAAGAGGCCCAUGAAUGCCUUCAUGCUGUUUGCCAAGAAAUACCGUGUAGAGUACACACAGAUGUAUCCUGGGAAGGAUAAUAGAGCCAUAAGCUGUCUUCUUGGAGAGAGAUGGAAAAAGCUGAAAAGUGAGGAAAGGAAGGCCUUCUCCUUGGAAGCCAAGAUGCUGGCAGACCAACACAAGAAGAUCCAUCCAGAUUGCUGGAAGAGAAAGAGAUCCACUUCUACUGGGAGUCUUGAAUGACACACUGAUCAAAAGGAGGGCACUUGAAGAAAAGAAAACUAAAACAAACAACUGUUACAGUAAAGUUAUUUUACACUGCCAUUUAUUCAUCAUUAUCUGCCUUUUUGGUCUGUGGACUGACCUCCCUCCAUUUUUUUUCUCUUCUUGUCUUGUGAAUACUUUGUAGUAUUCAUUAGAAUUCACUGCAUUUACAACAUUCCAUUUCGUUAACUAUAGGAACUUUGAACGGGUUAGAACAUUAGACCCAGACUACCCCAUUCUUUGCAAGCUGGCUUAAUUUAUUCUUUUAGGACUAUUUAUUCUUAUUUAUAUUAUGAUAGUUACACCUUUUAGUUUUACAGUUCUUGUAGUAAGAGCACUUGAAGUGAAUAUGUGGACUGUUUAUUAGGUGCUGUAUUACUGGCAUUACGCCAAAUUCAUCCCAGCUUUUUAAUGGUGUUCUCACGUUAUUAGUAAUUAUUUAGUAAUACAGCCAUGAGCUAAAGGAUAUAUAUAUAUAUAUAUAUAUAUAUAUAUAUAUGGUUUCAAGAUACAUUUGAUAAGGCUGCUGAACUUAUUAAAGAGUCUCCCUUAUUAUUAAGAAAUACUUACUGUUAUUUGAUAUUUUAAAUGUAUAUAUGAUGGAUAUAUAUAUUAUUUGUAUAUGAUUAUAUGAAUGAAAACAUUGGGUAAAGGUAAUCUUCCAAUUAAUAAUAAUAAUGUGAUGUCUGUUCAAAUUAUUAAGCAUAUUAAGUUUUUUCCAUACAUUUCCUUUAUUUCACUAUUCAUUGAUAGUAAGUAUAUAGCAAAUAUACUGCUGCUUUUUGAGCUAAUUAAAAGCAUAUUGUGAUAUGACAAUUACUGCAACAGUUACACUCCAGGUGCCAAGAUGAUAAAAAUGCAGUGAUUGUUUAGUUUUGAUACUAAGUUUUAAUCUUAAAUUAUAUAUUAGAAAUAAAAGUGAAUAGUUUUUUUAAUUCAAUUAUUUAUCAUGUGCUUUGGCAUUUCACAGUCUGUUACAGGGCAGAUUCAAAACUUAAUUUGUUUUCACAGAAUGAAUGCUGGUUUCAUACACCAUUUAGUUCAAAAUUUAUUUCUGGAUUAAAAUGAAAUUAUUAUGUAUAAUAGCUUCAUUUAAUAUUAUGAUAUAAUUAUAUCUCUAAAGUUGUGGCCUAGUACUGAAUGGUUGCUUUGACAAGAUAUACUUUUGUUUCUACACCUAGUCCAUGCUUUGGGGGUGCCUUUAUUUAAAUAUAGAAAGAAAGGCCAAUUGCUAUAACUACUGCAGCAGAUUGAAUAUUAAAAAAUAUACUAAAUUUCUGCAGGAUGUAAUUCACUCAAGGGUAAAAGUUGAAAUUUUACAAGUUAAAAGUCGAUUAUGAUCAUUAUUUUUACUACUGUUUAAAUUGUAUAUCAUGAUCUCAGCAUGAUGUAAUUCAGUCAAGCCUUCCUGUGCUGCAUGGUAUGUUAGGAGUGGUCAAGAAGUGGUCAGUCUGAUGGUGACCAGUACUGAUCUCAGCACUCUCCUGUUUGUGCCAAUUUGUACAUUUAUAGAUAUAUUUCUAAUUAUUUAAUGUACAUAUUAUCAAUGCUAUCAGAAAUCUUUAUAAUAUUAUAAUUGAUAUUUUUCGAUAUCAAGAAUCUAGUUAUUUACUAAGUUUCCUUCAGUGUAUGGAAUUGCGAAGAGAAAAGUUAAGGAUUUUUAGCUCCAGUUGAAAAUGAAAUGAUGUGAAAAGACAUUUACAUUCCUGAACAGACAAAUCUUCCAAGUGUCAACUGGUACCAAAUAUAUACUAAGUCUUAUAGCUGGCUAAGGCAACAUUUACAUGCUUUUUAUCCUACAGGUUAAUAUUCGGUUGUCAAUGAAUAUUCUUGAUGAUGGGUUAUGGAUACUGUGCAAACUCAUCCUACCCUUUCUGGGCUGCAGUUGUAAGUGGUUCAAUGUUGGACCAUUGUUUUGAUGCUGAUUUUUUUCCUCCUGUCAGUCUUUUUAGGUGCCUUGAGUACCACAAGCUGUAUACUGUGCUGCAGAUGCUAUGCCAGUUUUUAAUGCUUUUUCUUCUGUAUAAAUUCACAUCUUAUACUGUAAUUUGUUCUUUGUGGAAUGCAAGGAAAAUAUUUUCAAAAUUUAGUUAAGCAAUUUGUUUAUAGUGAUAUUUAUGAAGGCACUUGUGGAGGAGUUCAGUUUUCAAAAUUUGCAUUUAAUUUACAAUAAUUAUAUCAUUUUAGUUUUAUGAAGUCUAUCCAGAUUAAUGCUGUUUAUUAGUCAUUUGCACAUUAUUUUAUAUCACUCUAUUUUCCUCAACUCGAAAUUGUAUUAAAGAUGCCUGAUGUUUGCCCUUUUUUUGUCUAAAAGUUGUCUUGGUGCACCGUUUUGUAUGCUAAUUUAAAGUUUGUUUUCCGAAUUGAAUG
Lingula anatina is the source of this 3738-nucleotide messenger RNA. Its product is annotated as HMG box-containing protein 1. NCBI's taxonomy places the organism in Eukaryota, Metazoa, Brachiopoda, Lingulata, Lingulida, Lingulidae. Gene Ontology annotation, biological process: regulation of transcription by RNA polymerase II. Gene Ontology annotation, molecular function: protein binding; DNA-binding transcription factor activity, RNA polymerase II-specific; RNA polymerase II cis-regulatory region sequence-specific DNA binding. Gene Ontology annotation, cellular component: nucleus. The record is from RefSeq and is a predicted model, not a curated record.